CGAGGCGUGGCAAGCAGCUAGUGGCGUGUCUCAUCUCGAACCAGCAGCGGGUGUAAAUAAAUAUACACAACAGAAUCAUCAGGAAUGGAGUCCACUCAGGAAUUUAAGGAGACCACAGCUGUGAACCUGGGCGCCCUCCUAGACGCGGGGGACGGAGCCGUGGUGAUUCUGGCGGCGGGCGACACACGUCUCGUGGUGCACAGGGCCGUGCUGGCCGAUAGGAGUCCCGUGUUCGCCGCGAUGUUCCGGCACGAGACGCUGGAGGCCAGCAGCGGCCUGGUCACGAUACCAGACGUGGAGGGCCCGGUGCUGCGCCAGCUGGUCGCCUACCUCUACACCCUGCAGGCCCCCCAGCUGCCCGGCAUGGCCGCCCAGCUGCUGGCAGCCGCAGAGAAGUACGGCUUGCUGCUGCUGAAGGCUCACUGCGAGCGCCAGGUGGCCGCGCAGCUGUCAGUCGAGAAUGCGGCGACCACAGCCGUUCUCGCAGUCAGGCACUCCGGGGCCAGCCUCACAAAGGCCGCCGUUAACUUCAUGAAGGCCCACCUGGUUCCAGUGAUGGCGACGCAGGGCUGGGCUGACGCAGUCCGCUCCCAGCCAGAAGACGUGGUCCAAGUCAGUCGGCUGCUCUCAGAGCUACCAGCAGAAACCAGGAGCCUUUCUGCAAAAGAGAAGGACAGGAGACUAAUCAAGGCAGCUAAGCAGGGGACCGUGGAUGAUGUGCGGACGCUGCUCGCAGCAGGGGCCGAUGUGGGGGCGAGAGAAGAGGAAGGCACCAGGAGAACCGCCCUGCAUUAUGCAGCAGCAGAGGGACACGUCGAGGCUGCGAGGUGUUUGGUAGAGGCUGGCGCAGAAAUGAGUGCCAGGACGUCCCGUGGGAACACGCCUCUGCACAGGGCUGCCUGGAACGGCCACGCAGCAGUGGUGCGGCUGCUGACGGCGUCCUCUGCCGACCCCAACGCUUGGAGUGAGGGUGGGUGGACUCCACUGCACGAUGCGGCGUUCAAUGGCCACGCGCAGGCAGCGACUGCACUGCUGCAGGCAGGGGCCGACCGGAGAGCCAGAAAUAAUGAAGGCAAGACGGCACUCGACCUCGCCAGGGAGAAGAACCAUCAGCAGCUGAUAGACAUUCUAAGAUGAAGCUAGCAGCAGAACAAAUAAGUCUGCAGUAAAAUUAAAAGAACAUCGCUGCACAAUGUUUGGUUAUUUUUGAUUUACAGAAUACAAGAAACGUUAAUUCUGCAGUUAUUCGUUGUACCUGUGUCAACUUAGUACAUAUAACAGCACUAGUAGCACCACACAAGAGUGAUAAAUUACUUAUCUAUAAACUAUUGUAAAUAACAAAAGGCACACUUUAUUUCAUAAAAAUACUAACAAAAAUCGAAAACUGUACUAUUACUAAUAAACAUAAGUUUUUGGCAAUAUUUAACUAGUGAAAAGUACUUCAUAGGAACGUGACUGCUGCUAUGUGAAACUACUGUAAUUUCACUUUACACACAUUACUGCCACAUAAGUUCUAUAGUUAUGAUGUAUCUUCAGUAUAUAUGUAAGACUGAAUUUACUUCUUUCUCUGGCAUGAAGAUAGUGCAAUAACUUGUGCCUGCAAUUACAGUGUGAUAUUAUUCUCAAUAUUCACACCACGUAAGUACUGAUUUCAGACUAAAUUUACUCAUGGGUCCGCAAUACAGGCGGUCCAGUAUGUAAUGUAUUCAAUUAGAAUGUGACAUUGGGUUUAAUAUUAUCACAGUGUUAUGUGCUUAUCAUCUAAAAUGGUAUUAUCAGUUUAUUUGUAC
Molecule: messenger RNA, 1790 nt
Organism: Schistocerca piceifrons (Central American locust)
Lineage: Eukaryota; Metazoa; Arthropoda; Insecta; Orthoptera; Acrididae
Product: protein VAPYRIN-like
Exons: 3
Coding region: 85-1137 (350 amino acids)
Molecular function (GO): protein binding
Source: RefSeq, a predicted model, not a curated record